This is a messenger RNA of Emericellopsis cladophorae, 2775 nucleotides long. RefSeq lists its product as uncharacterized. Bases 1 to 2775 code for a protein of 924 amino acids. The transcript has 7 exons. Gene Ontology annotation, molecular function: transmembrane transporter activity. The record is from RefSeq and is a predicted model, not a curated record. Gene Ontology annotation, cellular component: membrane. Lineage: Eukaryota; Fungi; Ascomycota; Sordariomycetes; Hypocreales; Bionectriaceae. Gene Ontology annotation, biological process: transmembrane transport.
AUGGCUGAGCCGAAACGAGCUGAAGUGGCCCCAGUACUAGCUGCGACCACGAAUGCGCAUCACGACGUCCCUGAAGUCAAGGAACUUGAAGCGUCAACUGUUGCGGAGCCCACAACGAGCAACGAUGAAGCCAUCCUCGGGAACCGCGAGCUCAAGGAGGCGCCAACUCGAAGUGUCUGGCUAGCAUGGCUCUACAUGUUCGACUGGUACCCAUCGCAUUACCCAAAGGAGGAGCGCAAGUUCUUGCGCAAGCUCGACGCUUUCAUGAUGACCUUUACCUGCAUCGCCUUCUUCCUCAAGUGGCUUGACCAGUCCAACGUCAACAGCGCCUACGUGUCGGGUAUGAAAGAAGAGCUGGGCCUCUACGGCAACGAGUACUCCAAGUUCCCCAUGUUCUACAACAUUGGAUACGUCAUUUGUCAGAUUCCGGCCAUGCUGCUGUUCUCAAGACCUCAGUUCACCAGAUGGUUCUUGCCAAGCUGCGAGGUACUCUGGAGCCUCUUGACAUUUGCGCAGUCGCAGUUGCAAAACGCCGGGCAGAUUUACGGCACACGAUUUCUGCUCGGUGUUCUGGAGACGCCGGUGGCCUCAGGCUGUCUUUUCAUCUUGUCAUCGUGGUAUAAACCCGAGGAGUUGUUCAAGCGAGCGGGCUUGUGGUACGUAUCGAAUAACAUCGGUGUCAUGUUCGGUGGUUAUCUGCAGUCUGCGGCGUACACCAAUCUCAAUGGCGUUGGUGGCAUGUCUGGAUGGCGAUGGCUUUUCAUCAUUGAUGGUUGCAUUUCUCUGCCACUCUCCAUUCUUGGCUUCUUCAUAUUCCCUGGUAUGCCCAUGAGUGGCAAAAUCUGGUGGAUGAAGGAAGAGGAGCACGCCCUCGCGCAGCUCCGCAUGAGGGAAGUCGGCGUCGAAGCUCCCAAGAAGAUCACAAAAGCCCUGCUGAAGCGGAUCUUUCUCCGCUGGCAUUGGUACCUCGGUGUUCUUGCCUAUAUCCUGUUUCUUUCAGGUGCCUAUCCACAUGGCCAGAUGGCGAUUUGGCUCAAGGACCUGGGUGACAAGUACGGCACAUACACCGUUCCCCAGAUUAACGAAAUCCCUACUGGCGCGCAGGGUGUUUCUGUGAUCGGGACCAUCAUCGCCACCAAUCUGUGCAUGGUGUAUCCCACGUGGAUCAUCUACACCAUUGUCAUGAGCUUCUUCAUGUUUGCCAACAUCUGCAUGAUGGUGUGGGAUAUUCCGCAUGACCUGAAGUUCACAGCAUUCUACUUGUUUGGUAUGAGUGCUGCCGUUACGCCAAUUCUAGCGCCAACAGUCAACUGGUGGCUGAAAGACUCGGCCGAGGCUCGCGCUUUCUUCAGCGGCAGCAUGAUUACCCUUGGCUUCGCAGUGAACAGCUUCUAUCCAUUGGUGACGUUUCCUGUGGUCGAAGCACCGCGGUGGAAGAAGGGCUACAUUGUCAACUUUUUCUUCAUUUUGGGCGCGUGGGGUUUUUUGACGGCGGGAUACUUUCUGCACCAAAGGGCCGAGAAGAGGCAAAAGCUGAGGGAGGCUGAGCUGGCGCUUGAUGAAGACAAUUUGAAAGGCGAAGGUGUCAAGCAUGCCACUCCAUCCCAACCGAGGAUCGUCGAUACGAACGACGACCCUGCGGAGGAGGAGGAGGAGUCGAAUUACUUCGACGUGUCGGACCAAGAGCUCCUGGGGCUGGAAAUUGCUCGUUUGACCACUGAAGAAGCUCCGCCCGAGGACGAACAGCCCGGCGAGCCCACCGACAGGACGCCCGUAGACGACGAGACAGACGAACCAAACCAGGACGACGACCAUUCAUUCGAGAUUGUCCUGGAGGCACUGGCCGUCCAAGACCCCAAAGAGCCGUGGACGGACGAAACAGGCGCUCUGAAAGUCGGUCGACAACCCCUGGGGAAGCAAAAAGACGUUGAAUCGGCACCACAAGCAAUAGUAGCGCAGCAUAUUCGCCGACAGUUCGCCCAGGUCGCCGUUCAAGUAGCCAAGAAAUACAGGCUCACGGAGGAGGAGUAUACGGAGCUCCUCACGAUACCAUCCCCGGUGCCUAGAGAGCGGAUCUUCUACCCGUUCCACAUCUUGUCGCGAGCGCACCCAGUUGCCGUUGGGUGGGACUGGCUUGAUCUCCAGCGGUAUGCCGCGAAUGCGGUGACUACAAUGCAGGGCGCGUGUAAUCGACAAGCAGAAGACGCCGGACUCGGCGAACAGGAGCUGUCUGGCGAGACGUUUUACUUUUGGUUACUUGCGUAUUGCAGCCAGCGGAUUGUCGAAGUCAAGGCACAAAGGCCGACGGCUAGUCUGGAGGAGAUUGCCUUUUUCUGCCUGGAUAGAUGGAGUAUGCCGAUUGCUCCGUGGACAAACCAUGUCUUCUCCGCCUCAUUGUGCAAAGGCCCGGACCAUGGCCUGGCGAUGUUGCUUGGUUUCGAAAAGCGGGCGCCAAACGAGUCGUUCGACCCUCUCAAGCAUAUUGACAUAGCGAAACGGACGGUCGAAAUCGACGCGCGCUUUACUAACACGGCUAUGCACAACUACCACGUGGCAACUGGCUGUCUCAGCUUGAACUUCUUCGGGAUAUGCCGAUUUCCCAUCCGUUCUGGAAGCCAGUCGACGACAUCGGCAAAGCUUGGACGGGCGUGGCAAGUUCCGACGCUAACCACUGCCACCAAAACUCGAAUACGAACGCCCGCUGCUCGAGAUAGAUCAGUGGGAGACUAUCGACGAAGAGAACCUACCGGAUUCGACAAGGACAAAAUGUUUUGA